GUGCACACAGGUUUCUCAAGCAUAUGCUUCAACUUGAUUAGCUUAAUAGUUUACACAGUGCCACUGAUUACCUUUUUUUUUUUGUCUUCCUCGGGCCGCACCCACGGCAUAUGGAAUUUCCCAGCCUAGGGGUUUUAAUUCGAACUGUAGCCGCUGUCGUCCGCCACAGCCACAGCAACGUCAGAUCCGAGUCAAGUCUGCCACCUACACCACAGCUCAAGGCAAAGCCGGAUCCUUAACCGCUGAGCAAGGCCUGGGAUGGAACCUCCGUCUUCAUGGAUUCCAGUCAGAUUCCUUUCUGCUGAGCCACGACGGAAACUCCGACUUCCUCAUUUUAUUUAUGCAUUGAUUUUUCUCACUGAAAUGUAAGGCGUUGGCACUGCCAUCAAAAUGUAGCCAGUGGACCGGAAGCAUCAGCCUCACCAAAGUGCAGGUUAAAACUGCAAAUCCUCAGGACACCACCAGCCCCAACCCCGACUUGCUUAAUCAGAAACUGUGGGGGCAUAGACCAGGAAUCUGUGUUUGCACAAGUCGUAUAGUGAUUAUAAAGUCUAAGCAGGGCUGAUCUAGGAUCCAUUAUUAGGGCCGCCUCUGGGUUGCAGCCAGCCCUCUUUAAAGGAGCGUACAGUGGAGCCUGGGAUCACGGGUUAGACCGUGUAAGAACCAAAGGGCAGCGCGCCUCCCCAGGACACCCUCCCCGCGCAGGCAGUUUCGCCCGGACCCCCCGACUGGGUUGGGAGGGGCGGCCGGACGGGGCGGGCCGGAGGCUGGCGUCCACGCCUUCCCAGCAUUCGGCUCGCCGCGUCGUGCCGUUCUCCCGCUUCCUUUCCUUUUCGUUCCCCUCCUUCUUUCUUUCCUUCCUUCCUUCCGCCGGGAGCGAUGGAGUCGGGGCGCCGGGCGGCCGCGGCACUGCUGGCGCUGCUGUGCGCUGGCUGCGCGCUGCGCUCCGGACGCGCCCAGUACGAGCGCUACAGCUUCCGCAGCUUCCCGCGGGACGAGCUGAUGCCGCUCGAGUCGGCCUACCGGCACGCGCUGGACCAGUACAGCGGCGAGCACUGGGCCGAGAGCGUGGGCUACCUGGAGAUUAGCCUGCGGCUGCACCGCCUGCUGCGCGACAGCGAGGCCUUCUGCCACCGCAACUGCAGCGCGGCGCCACAGCCUGAGCCCACCGCCGGCCUCGCGCGCUAUCCAGAGCUGCGCCUCUUUGGGGGCCUGCUGCGCCGCGCACACUGCCUCAAACGCUGCAAGCAGGGCCUGCCAGCCUUCCGCCAGUCACAGCCCAGCCGCGAAGUACUGGCCGACUUCCAGCGCCGAGAGCCCUACAAGUUUCUGCAGUUCGCCUACUUCAAGGCAAAUAAUCUCCCGAAAGCCAUUGCUGCUGCUCACACCUUUCUAUUGAAGCAUCCUGAUGAUGAAAUGAUGAAGAGAAACAUGGCUUAUUACAAGAGCCUGCCUGAUGCCGAGGACUACAUUAAAGACUUGGAAAGCAAGUCGUAUGAGAGCCUUUUCAUCCGAGCUGUGCGGGCGUACAAUGGUGAGAACUGGAGGACGUGCAUCACGGACAUGGAGCUGGCCCUUCCCGACUUCUUCAAGGCCUUUUAUGAGUGUCUGGCUGCCUGCGAGGGCUCCCGGGAGAUCAAGGACUUCAAGGAUUUCUAUCUUUCCAUAGCAGAUCAUUAUGUGGAAGUUCUGGAAUGCAAAAUCCAGUGUGAAGAGAACCUCACCCCAGUUAUAGGAGGCUAUCCAGUGGAGAAAUUUGUGGCUACCAUGUAUCAUUAUUUGCAGUUUGCCUAUUAUAAGUUGAAUGACCUGAAGAACGCGGCCCCCUGUGCCGUCAGCUACCUGCUCUUCGAUCACAACGACAAGGUCAUGCAGCAGAACCUGGUGUAUUACCAGUACCACAGGGACAAGUGGGGGCUUUCGGAUGAGCAUUUCCAGCCCAGACCAGAAGCAGUUCAGUUCUUUAAUGUGACUACACUCCAGAAAGAGCUGUAUGACUUUGCUAAGGAAAACAUAAUGGAUGAUGAUGAGGGAGAGGUCGUGGAAUACGUGGACGACCUCUUGGAGCUGGAGGAGACCAGCUAGUCCAGCAGCCAGAGAGACUUCCCCUCGGUGUUCAGGAAACAGAUUCUUCGUCUUCCUUUUCCCAAUAGUUGAUACCUCAGAGCCUCUCUUUACUCUGUGAAGCGAAAGGGAAGCCCCCAUCUCUCACUACAUCUAGCCAGGGUUGAGCCUGCCUUCCCUGUGUCCACACUUGCCUCCUUACGCCACGCUCGCCCUGCCAUCUUCCCACCUGUCUCCCCAUCAUUACACCUGCCUCCCCCAUGUCCACACCUGUGUUCCCAUUGUCACACCUGCCUUCUCCAUUUGUAUACCUGAGAAAGUCAUCAUUUUGGUUAGAAGGACACUUCUCCAUGGUUUGUGUUUUACCAGAAAAAUCAGUAUUAUUUUUUAAAUAAGAAAAAUACACCUAAAAAUGGGAAUUAUAAAAAGCCUACUUGAGAUUUUCUGCUUUUCCAGAUUUUGAUUUCCUUUCUCCCCAUCCCCUGAUCCAGCAAAGAUGGGGAGGACAAAGACCAACCUUCUCAAGGCCUCAUGAUGGUCUGCACAUGGUCUGACCUGCAUCAUUUCUGGCAGCCACUGAAAAAGAAGUUGGGUAGAUGGUGUAGAGUAUAGAAAUGUGGCUUUGGUUCAGCACUCCCGCAGCUCCAGAGGCUCACAAUGCUUGGUCGAUCCCAUGUGAGGACAUUGCUCCGCUGUAAGUCUCAGAGUUGGAAAUGGAAGGAAGCAGAGGGAAGCUGGUUUCACUUAUUCUCUGAACAAAUAUUUACUGAGCACCUACUAUGUGCUAGACCUUGACCCGGGCACUAGACAUCCUGCACAGAAUAACAAAGUCCCUGGGAGUUCCCGUGGUGGCACAGCAGAAACGACUCCAACUAGUAUCCAUGAGGAUGCAGGUUCAAUCCCUGGCCUCGCUCAGUGGGUUAAGGAUCCGGCGUUGCCGUGAGCUGUGGUGUAGGUCGAAGACAAAGCUCAGAUCUGACAUGGCUGGGGCUGUGGUGUAGGCCAGCAGCUGUAGCUCUGAUUUGACCCCAAUCCUGGGAACUUCCAUAUGCCUCAGGUAGGGCCCUAGAAAGCAAAAAGAAAAAGGAAAAGGAAAUCCCUGCCUUCCUAGAGCCUAUAUUCUACAGGGGAAGACAGACAACAAAUAAACAAGAGUAAAUAUAUACAAGGCAUCAGAGGGUGAUCAUUGUUAUGGAGGAAAAUAAAGCAGGGAAAGAGGUCAGGAAGCGUGGUGACAGGCCAGCCCAGGCUCUGCUCUGCUCCACGGCUCCCAUGUCACUCCGAGUAGAAGCCAGUGAUUUUUCACUGGCCGGCAAGGCUGAGCCUUCGGUCCAUGUACACUUGCCUUCCUCCAUUCUGCCCCUUACCCACACCUCUCCUGGGCUUCCUUGCUGUCUGUCUCUUGACCACAGCAAGCACAUCCUCACUGAGGGCACAGCACAUGCUGCCCCUCUGCCUGGAACGCUUGGCCCUGAACCAGCUUCCUGAGGCCUCUGCUCUGCUGUCACCUAUUGGUGAGGCCUUCCCUAACCAUUCUCGUCUUUCCCUGGGGCCGCCCCCAUCUUAGCAAUGUCCCCUGGGGACAGUAGGGUCGACGUGGUCAGCUCUUGGCUUCGUUUGAAGGUUAUGCAAUCAAGUUACUAAGUUUUUAUUUCAAAGGAAAUCUAACCAAUCUUUAAAAAAAAAAAAAAAAGGUGGACUGAUCCCUCCAAACUUAGCAUGAAACCUCAGUGUGCAGGCUGCACUCGGCAACCUCAACCCAGUGCCUCCCUGAGCGUGUUUCUUGGAAGCAUCUAGAAGAGUCCUGGGUUGAGACCUCAUGGGCUCAGCAUUAGCCUGGCCUGUCUUUUGCAAAAAUAAGCACAUUUUUCAGCUUUGUGGGUUUCCAGACCCAGCCGAGGAUGCCUCGCUUGCCCUCUGACCCACCUGCAGGCCCCCAACGGCUACUUUUGGGUUUCCUCAGGCUGGUCCCACCCAGGGAAGCUUCCCGCCGGGGGGGCGGGGGCGCGGUGUGUGUGUGUGUGUCUGUCUGUCUGUCCACCUUUCUGACUUUCAGGCAGCCCAGGCAGGGGCCCCCACUGGAGAGGAUCCCAAGGCACUCCCUGAGCCCUGUUACUUUUCAGAUUGUACCUUAGCCAGGAAGGGCUGGGGGGAACUUUGUGUGUACACAGAAGUUUAAAAGUAAUUAAUUGACUGAAAGUUACACAUCCCAGCAUAGUCACCAUCCUAAUAUCUUUCUGAGUUUGAGACUUUUUUUUUGGAGACUUUUCCUGGGUCACUGUCAGGCGAUUUAUUUCUUUUCUUAAAGUUGGUUUUGUUUGUUUGUUUGUCUUUUUGGUCGCACCUGUGGCAUAUAGAAGUUCCUCAGGCCAGGGAUCGAGCCCAUGCCACAGCAGUGAUAACAGCAACUCCUUAGCCACUAGGCCACCAGGGAACUCCUGAGGUUUUCUAAUCACUGCCACUAAUCUGUUGUGCUCACGUCUGGGGUCCAGGAGAACCACUGGGUCUGUUGCCCACAAAGGCAGCCUUAGGAAAUGUUGCUUUUAGGAGUUCUUCCUAAGGGAAUUUUAAGAGCACAAAAAUUUUAUUGAACCGAACUCAGUGGCAAACAGAAAAUGAUUUGUUAGAUUGUCAGUGGGAAAGGGUUUAUUAUGACUGCUGGUGGAAUCAACAGUGGCCGGUUCCUGCCAACAUUUAUGGAAAUAACCUUUUUCAGUUUUCAGUGUGAGCUGAAAACCUAAGCUACUUCAGUUUUCUUAAAAAAAAAAAUUCAAUACUUAAACUGUGGGGAGAAGGUGGAUUGGAGCCAGAGAAAACAUUCUCAUUUAAUAGUGUUUGCACAUGGAACGGCAACACAGUUUGUAGCGAGGCUCUGAGAAAAACCCACAACUAAUCCCUCAUCGCAGCUGUCCGAACUCUUGAUCAUCUGCCCUCCUGCAAACAGCGACGUCUUUUUUCUGGUGACUCCAGGCUUGAAUGACCUAGUGUGGUGAGUUUAAGCUAUAAUCAAGGGGGGCGGUGGGAAGGGAAGGGACCUUAAGUAAGCCUCGGCCAAAGCUUUUCAGCAUUGGAUUUCCUGUGCCUGCAGCUUGUCGCUGUGGGGGUGGGGAGCUAAUGGAUGGGUGAGGGGACCCCUAUUAGGCUGAGAACAAUGCUCUAGGUGAGAAGAGUACACUUAGGCAUUUUUGAGCAUUUUAAUUUUUAAUAUUAUUUUUUUUUUCGCUGCACUCAUGACUUGCAGACGUACCUGGGCCAAGGAUCAAACCUGUGACACAGCAGUGACCCAAGCCAUAGCAGUGGCAAUGCCAGAUCCUUAACCUACUGAGCCACCAGGAGACUCCCAUUUAUGAGCAUCUCAGCGGCCACCAAGACUGCAGGAGGGUGGGUUUACCUGCUUAGUGAAGGGCAUCUGGCAGGGAGGGGGCACCAACAGUGUUCAUAACCUUGGGUGGUUCCGGAGGGGUCGGGCCUGGUGUUUGAAGAGGUAAAGAGGGACGUAAGGCAGAUGGGAUUGAUGUCGAUGGCGUCUGACCUGGAAUUCUCCAUCCAUCCCUCCAGCUCUCUUUUCCACCUUGCCCUGUGCCCCGGGGCCUGACCCCUGUGGUCGACACUGCCUGGGCUCCCUCCCCCUCUGACUGCCAUGCGCCCCCGGGACUUGCUGGUGGGAGACUGCAGGGUGAAAGAAGAGGUCUAGGUCUUUAAAAUCCCUUCCCCCUCCAGGCCACAGCAACACAGCCCCUGUCCAGCUGUGGCCUUUCCUAUUGCUCUUGGCCAGGUCCCUAACAGCCGUCCACCGUCACUUGAUGGUUCUCUUAACCCUUCCCAGGCUUCUGUGACAAGUCCCCACACCUAACCCUCUUGAUUGAUUCCUUGGUCCCAUCAGUUAAGAGAAGAGAGGUUAUCAGACCUGGUCUCUUAGGGCCAGUGCUUCUCAAACUUGACCAUGCACACCCAUCACCUGGGCAUCUUGUCAAAUGCAAAGUCUGGAUCAGCAGGUUUGGAGUGGGACCUGAGAGUCUGCAUUUCUUUUCAUUUCUCUUUCCUUUUCUUUUUCUUUUCUUUUUUUUUUUUUUUUUGGCCUCAUGUUCGGCAUGUGGAAGUUCCCUGGCCAGCGAUCGAACCCGAGCUACAAGGGUGCUGCAGCGACACCACCAGAUCCUUAACCCCUGCUGUGCCACAAGGGAACUUCAGAUUCUGCAUUUCUAACAAGCUCCUAAGUGGUGACUAUGCUCCUGGCCUGGGAACCACAUUGAGUAGCAAAUUCCUGCGCUUUUUGUUGUAGUGAGAGGCAUGGUCUCUGGUUGGGUGAGAAAGGCGGAAGGAGAGAAGAGGAGGCAGGAGCUCUGCAGAUCCUCCCAAAUCCUGCAGGAGGUAACAUGCCGAGAUUUAGGGCAGGCUUAGAUACAGCAAAUGUUGACAUUAUUUACUACAGAAUUCUUAAAAACCAAAACAAAACACCGUUAUGUAACCCAGAUAUAAAAUACACUAAGUGGAGUUCCUGUCAUGGCUCAGUGGAAAUGAAUCUGACUAGCAACCAUGAGGACACAGGUUCGAUCCCUGGCCUUGCUCAGUGGGUUAAGGAUUCGGGGUUACCGUGAGCUGUGGUGUAGGUCGCAGAUGUGGCUCGGAUCCCAAUGCUGUGGCUGUGGUGUAGGCAGGCAGCUGUAGCUCCUAUUUGACCCCUAGCCUGGACUCUCCAUAUGCUGCAGGUGCCGCCCUAAAAAGACAAAAUAAAUUUUAACAUAAAAUACACCAAGUAACUGUUUGGGGAAAUAAUUAUUUAUUUUAAAUAUCUCAGAAGCUUUGUGUUAAUGAAUCACCCCUCCCCCCACACACACAUUUUCACGAGCAUUAAACAUUUACCAUCCUGAAAAAACACGUGACAUACAAUUUAGGUUUACAGUGUUUUAGUCGUUCCCUUUCUAUAUGUGUUUUUUAGAUCCUAUGAUGUUAAUUUAGAUGACACCAAACCAAUAAAAACUUAAGAAU
Molecule: messenger RNA, 7053 nt
Organism: Sus scrofa (pig)
Lineage: Eukaryota; Metazoa; Chordata; Mammalia; Artiodactyla; Suidae
Gene: CRTAP
Product: cartilage associated protein
Biological process (GO): peptidyl-proline hydroxylation to 3-hydroxy-L-proline; collagen fibril organization
Cellular component (GO): endoplasmic reticulum
Molecular function (GO): collagen binding; protein binding
Source: RefSeq, a predicted model, not a curated record